UGUCACUUCGAAGCAGUAGACACCGUUCCCUCUGGCCCUCUGCCGUGACAGUCAGCACAUCUGUAUAGUGGUGGCGUUUGGUUUGGAGGCGGGUCGGGACAGUGUGCCAGGUCAAAGAGAUCUAACAGACAACAACCCAAAUCUGUUUGAUCCAUCGCUUCAUUUCAUCUGGAGGUCACAGACAGACAUGCAGCUCAGUGAGCUUUACUGGUUUCAAGGUGCCCCUGAAAUUACUGGGGUGUCGUUUCUGAUCAAACUACUUGGUUUAAGUUCCUUCCUACUGCUGACAACUGAUUUCAUGUAUCUCUUCGAUCCUUUCUUUUACGUCUUUUUUGUUUGUUUGCUUUCGUGUGUGACAGCCUGCUGCUCUGUGUUCAUCGCUGCCUGAAGCUUGUGGGUCGUCACAAAUAGCAACUUUAAUGUCUUUGAGUCAUUUCAAGGAGUAAUCCAGCAAUUUUAAUAUUUCACUCCGUUAAGCAGAAGGAACAAACAGUCCAACUUGAAGGGGAUGAGGUUUGCAGACUAGUAUGGCUCACAUUCUAAGAAGCACUGGAUAUUAUCUUUCAGAGUAUGGCCUUUAAAUUCCUCCUAUAAAGCCCCAGAUUUCCAGUUUGUGACAGGUUUCAGUGUCACUUCAAACUUUAUAAAAUUCAGUCUGUGGAUUCUGUAGGUUUCUUUUCAUGUGUAAGCCUGAUGGAAAGCUCCUUCAGAGACCUAUCGGGCCUCUUUACUGCUAUGAUUCAUUAGAUCAUGAAGGUUAACUUUAGAUUUACACAUUUCACAAGAUUGACUGACCAAUUUGUCAUGACUGUGUGAUGUGAACCUUGUGAAACACAUGUCAUGAACCGGUAAAAGGAAGUUAUGUAUGUUUUCCCUACUUUAAGCUUACAAAAAGUGAUGUUGCAGGUAUGUUAAAAAAAACAUGAUAAUGAACUGGGGACAAAAACUGGACAUUAGAGACAAACUGUGACUGAAUGUUUUGUGACUGAAUUUCAGAAUUAAUGUGGGUUCAGAGUUAAUUCCUACAAAACAGAUCGUUGAAAUCUCACGUGAUAAAUAUUUGGCUUACAGAUAAAUUGUUGAGCAUUUUAUGAGCUUGUUUAAGCUCCUCGUGUGAAUCUAAAUGACUUGAGGAGAGAGAAAUGUUUGUGUGAGCAUGUUCGGGGGAGUUAAGUGCUAAAAUCAGUCGCUAUGUGAAGGAUGGAAAGAGGAACCAGCUGUAUUUGGUAACAGUAUUGACACUCACGAGUUUUAAACGCCACUCAUAACCAUAUGGCUUACUUUAGACGACAUAUGAGGCGUGUACUCUGCAGAGCUGUAUGUUUGCUGCUGUAUAAUAACCCAAACACAAAGCAAACCUCCAGAUGUUCCGAGGAUGACUCAGGACGCUCCAGGCGCGCUUUUACGCGUAAAGUUCGUCGCCGUAUCCAAAGCGCCACUGACAGCCGAGAAAAGCUUUUGUUGGCGCAAUGAAUGAUUCCACUAAAAGCUAAACCGGUUCAGCUGACCACCGAGGGCACCCAGCUUUGACAUAAUCCAUUACAAUAAAUGAUUUAGAACUGGGGGAUUUUUUUUUUUUUAUUUUUUAUUUUUUUUUUUUUGAGAUUCUCAGACCAGGGUUGAACUGUGUUUCUGCUCUCUUAGUGUAACUAUUUGCAUUAUGUAUUUGUAAAUAUGACAACGACAGAUCUCUAAUUGUGAAUAAAGAAGGUUUUAUCACAGGAGUCGACCAUGGAGCAGUUUGUGCCUGCUGAUCGGUCUUUAUCAGUCUGCGGGCGGCUUUGUUACGCAGCGGGGCAUUUUCUGAACGACCUGUGCGCCUCCGUGUGGUUCACCUACCUGCUGGUCUACCUGCACUCGGUGCUCGGCCUUCAGAGCAGCUCUGCAGGUGUGAUGCUGCUCAUCGGCCAGAUAGCGGACGGAGUUUGUACUCCUCUGGUGGGAUACGAGUCUGACAGGACGGAGGGCAUCCUGAGACACGGCAAGAGGAAAACCUGGCACCUGUUGGGAACCGUGUGUGUUUGUGUGUCUUUCCCCUUUAUCUUCAUGCCCUGCCUGGCGUGUAGCGACAUCACUCCUCAGUGGGUGCAGAUCCUCUACUUCUCCCCCUUCAUCAUCAUCUUCCAGUUCGGCUGGGCAGCCACUCAGAUCUCCCACCUCUCCCUCAUCCCAGAGCUGGUGUCCAGGGAGAGCGCCAAGGUGGAGCUGACUGCAUACAGGUACACCUUCACUGUGGUGGCCAACAUCACCGUGUACACUGUGGCCUGGCUGCUCUUUCACUUCCAGUCCCAACACAGCAUGGACCCGUCCAUCACCGACAACCUGGGCCAGGCAGACAUCCCUCUGUUCAGGGUGCUGGCUCUCAUACUGGUGGCUAUUGGAGCGUUGUUCUCUUUGAUCUUCCAUAUCGGUACAAAAGAGCAUACAUCAGUCAGCGAGACUGAGAGCCGGCUCAUCAGCUCCUCAUCACAGGAAGCUUUUCCUCGUCCUGUAUUUCAGUGGAAACACUGGCUGAAGGAACCGUCCUUCUACCAGGUGGCUUUUCUCUACAUGUGCACCAGACUAAUCGCCAACUUGUCUCAGACCUACAUCUCAGUUUACCUCACCAACUCACUGAUGCUGCCAAAGAACUUCAUUGCCAUCAUACCUCUGGUGAUGUACGUCAGCGGCUUUGUGUGUUCGCUGCUCCUGAAACCGGUCAGCAGGCUCAUAGGCGUCAGUAUCACCUAUUUGGUUGGCCUGCUGCUGGUGCUUGGUUUCGCUAUCUGGGUGUUUGUGGAUGUUAAAUUGGGAGCUGAGAGCAUCUUUGCAGCAGCAGUGCUGCUGGGAGCUGGUUCAGCUACCAUCCUGGUCAUGUCUCUGUCCAUGACAGCCAUGCUGAUCGGGGAGCAGACGCAAAGUGGAGCUUUUGUUUACGGAUCGAUGAGCCUCACAGACAAGGUGGCUAAUGGUGUGGGGGUCAUCCUCAUCCAGAGCAUCAGCACAGACCCGUGCUGCCCAGCUUGGUUUUAUCGUGACGUCAUGGCUACAGUAACCGGGGGCGUUGCCGUGGCUGCAGCACUUUGCCUGUUAACAAUUCUCAUCUGGCCAAUCAAAAUACGGAACAACUGGUGUUCAAACAGUCAGUGAUAGUGUUCAAUGCACAAUGAUAAAGAGACCCCUGCUUCAGGGGUUUUAUCACGUCCAUAGUUAUGUUGGGAUUAGGUAUUUAGGAUUUACGCCAAAAUUCUUUUAAUGUUUUUGCUGUUUUAUGCUUACGCCUGCUAUCGAAACGUCACACUGCAUUUAAGCUCCAUAAGACUCAUUAAUAUAUGAAUAUCUUUACACAGUAUUCUGUCAUUCUGAGACUUUUUAAAGGAAAUAUGUUGUUGCACAAAGCCAUCUGUGACUGUAAAGAUUGUGAAGCCAUGCUGCCCUCUAGUGCCUGAGUAUGUGACUACACUGCUCCACUAGAAGAGCCUCUGAAGCUGAGAGUUGUACUGUAUUACACAUAACUGAGGACUGAACCUACAAUUCUCCAUGUCAUGGUGAAUUUGUGUAUUUAAGCAUUCACAAACACGCCGACUCAUGGAUACUACACAAAGAAUAUUUCAUAAAUACAUACACUUUAGGCACUGAAAGGCAAGUGAGAAUGCUUCACAUGCACUUUUUAUUCUCCAGUUGUCUUAUGGUUUAAAAAGAUCGAAACCAAAGAAAUGAAACGUUGUUUUCCACCUCUGCUUUGUACAUUCUGCUGUGAAAGCCAAAGAUUUUACUUGACCUGGCAGCAACUGUGGCACUGAUCCAAGAAAGUGAACUGAGUGAACUUGACUGUGUGUGUGUGUGUGUGUGUGUGUGUGUGUGUGUGUGUGUGUGUGUGUGUGUGUGUGUGUGUGUGUGUGUGUGUGUGUGUGUGUGUGUGUGUGUGUGUGUGUGUGUGUGUGUGUGUGUUUGUGUGUGUGUGUGUGUGUGUGCGUACGCUACGGUUAACACCUUCCUCACUGUUUGUUUACUUGCUUUGAUCAUAUGUACUGUAAGGAACUACUAUUCAAAAUAACCAGUCAUUGGUUGGUUGCUCAUAUCCAUUUUCAGAAACAUACAGACUACAACAUGCUAUGCUGAAGCUAAAACAGACAAAGUGUUGUUUUGUAAUGGUAACAGUUCCUGCUGUAUUUCUGUUUGGCUUAAAAUCAUGUGAUGUUCAGACAUUUUGUUCCAAAUUUUGUCUGCUUUGUCAUAUAUCUAAUUCUUCUUAUGUUAUAAUACACACUGACAUGAUCUUAAAUGUUUGAAUCAGCGGUGCUUACUGGUCUUCUCUGAGCUUUUUGAUAAUGUACACUGUCGUUCAAAAGUUUGGGGUCACCCAGGCAAUUUCAUGCUUUCUUUACACUUUUAUUCAUGUGCUAACAUAAUUGCACAAGAGUUUUCUAAUUAUCAAUUAGCUUUUUAGUACCAUCAACUAAGACAAUGUAGCAUUAGAAGACAGGAGUGAUGGUUGCUGGAAAUGUUCCUCUGUACCCCUAUGGAGAUAUUCUGUUAAAAAUCAGCUGUUUCCAGAUAGAAUAGUCAUUUACCACAUUAAUAAUGUCUAGACUGUAUUUCUAAUCAAUUUAAUGUUAUCUCCAUUGAAAAAAAGCUUUUCUUUCAAAAAUAAGGACAUUUCUAAGUGACCCCAGACUUUUGAACGGUCAUGUAUGUCCCUUCACACAAUUUGAUAUAACUAUUAAAUAGAUCUGCACCAGGCAACUUUACAGACUGACAACAAGAGACGUGCUGAGAAAAGAACUUCAACAUUUUAAGGAUCAAAGUGCCAUUAAUCAGUAUGUAAGGCACUGUGAUGAAUGAAGUUGUUCUUGUCAUGGAGAUAAAAAAUCUUAUCAUUUCCAUGUCCUGAUUCCUCUUACUGAGGCCUUUGCUGCAGUUUAAGCAAGAAAGUUUGUGUUUCACCUCUAAACUUUGAUUUGCUAUUGUUACAUCUAUGUGCUGAUGAUGUCUGUCUGAUAUAACUUUUAUUCCUGUCUGCACAGCCUUUUAAAAAUGUGUGUAUUUAAGAAAGUAGGUUUAUUUCUACAAAGAAAUUCUUGAUUGAUACAGCUACUGAAGGUUUCAGACUAUAGAAUGAAGGAUGUAUUGUAUGCUAUUAUGCAAGAAUGCAACUGAGUUCAUAUAUGAAAUAAAAUGUACAAAUGGCAUUGGGACUUGGUUUGAAACCAGAGGUUAGAAACAAAAAAUACAAACUAACAUAGGAAAGUGAGAAACAAAAAGUAGGAUUUAGAACCAGAGAGAACUAAAGAAAAAAAUCUGGGGUUUAUGGUAAAUGAGAGUUCGGCACCAAGAAGUCCACUAAACACAUCAGCUGUAUUUUUUUAAUAUGUAAAAGUAAGUUUGAGCAAAAUACCUAAACGUAAAUAUGAUCAGUAAUAUUAAUUAUGUGAAUGUUGAAUUGAUUUAACAAACUUUAAAAAGUGACCACAGGCCCUAUAAUGACAAUAAAGUUUGUACCCCAAAAUGAAAAAAUCCUGGGGUUUCCCAUUAAAUCUGACUGUAUAAGAUGCAGCCUUUGCCUUUGAAAACACCUCCACAUCCAACAUAAUAAUAAAGGAA
Messenger RNA from Amphiprion ocellaris (clown anemonefish), 5583 nucleotides. It is a transcript of the gene mfsd12b, whose product is annotated as major facilitator superfamily domain containing 12b. Gene Ontology annotation, molecular function: symporter activity. Gene Ontology annotation, biological process: carbohydrate transport. The coding region runs from base 1732 to 3129 and encodes 465 amino acids. The transcript has 9 exons. Gene Ontology annotation, cellular component: membrane. Lineage: Eukaryota; Metazoa; Chordata; Actinopteri; Pomacentridae. The record is from RefSeq and is a predicted model, not a curated record.